UUUUUUUCAUCAUAGCCAUAUAAAAAAAGCAUACAAUGAAACCAAAGAAAGCACAGGAGAAAUCAGUUAUUGCAUUCAUUUAAGAUGUAAAGACAAUAAAAAAAGUGGGGGAAGUGGACGAAAUGACAGCUUAUCGCAGGUUGGAGCAGAACCCGCACCUUCCCCGUUACGCGUGCAGUGCUUGAGUGGGCCUAUUACUGUGAAAGCAACGAAAGUGCUUCAAGAAUACUUUAUUAAUCUAAACUGAUUCCGUGUUUCUCUUUAGUGUCCCUCUAACAUCGCUGGUGUCUUGUUUUUGAGGAAGAAGCAGCGGAGAAAUGCUUUCGUGGCAAGGGGUACCUGUGUGUUCCAUUGUCUGACCUUAUCUCUUUUGCUCCGCAUCUUUCUUUCCUCUGACCUCCCUGUCCUGUUUGACUGCAGUGAUAUUUGAAUUGUGGCAGGCCUUGACAGUGUGCCCUAAAUAAGGAGGAGCACCGCCAUGCCACUGCUGUACUGUGUGGUGGCACGAGGCAGCACGGUGCUGUCUCGGUAUGCCAGCUGCGCAGGCAAUUUCUCCGAGGUCACUGAACAGAUCCUGGGCAAGAUCUCGCCAGAAGUUCCCAAGCUUACCUACUCCCACGGAAGCUACUUGUUCCACUACAUCCUUGAAGAUGGCAUUACCUAUCUCUGCAUUACUGACGAUGAAUUUGAAAGGGUAACAGCAUUCCAGUUCUUGGUGGACAUUCAGGGCAGGUUCCAAGCCAGUUAUGGCCGUCAAGCUCAUUCAGCGCUUGCCUAUGCAAUGAACAGUGAAUUUUCGCGGGUACUGGCAAAUCAAAUGAAACACUAUUCUGGCAUUGGAAAGGAUGGUGACAACAUAACCAAAGUUCAAGAGGAAAUCGACGAACUCAAGGGCAUCAUGGUGAAGAACAUUGAUACGGUAACGUCAAGAGGCGAAAGGCUGGAACUGCUGGUCAACAAAACUGAAGCCUUAUCAAGCACGUCUGUGACGUUCCGCAAGAGCAGUCGCAACCUCGCCCGGUCCAUGAUGAUCAAGAACAUCAAGAUAGCCAUCAUUAUUGCGGUCAUAGUUUUGGUGGUAAUCUACAUCAUCGUCUCGUCGGCAUGCGGUGGGCUGAGCUGGCCGAGCUGCGUCUGAGGGUCGUCGCCAUCACUGCUACCGCCAGACGUGGCUUCGCCCUGCACGUGUUUAGCUUCGUUUACCCUACACGCGUACACCUCAACACACGUUUUCGUCUAUCAUUGGUUACAAACUUUGCGUGCAUGUAGUGUUGGGCUAACUUCGUCACCCGCCAUCGCAGUGUCGAAUGUGCGAAUGGCGAGGGUUGUUUUCAACGUCCCGGCUUCUGGCAAGCUGGUGAAUAAUGAUUGUACAGAGCGUUUUUGUUUUCCUGCAAUUACAUUGUAUGAUAUUUUGCCACAUCUUUAAAUUCUUAUUAUAUAUAUAUAUAUACAGUAUGUGUCUAUGAAUACACACAACCCAACUGAAGAUGCACAGUGGUUUACCUUAGGAUAAUGGAAUUUACGUGCAGCUCAGUUUGUCGUCGAGCUCGCGUCUCAAUGCCUGCGCACUUUUUUCUGCGACUGCACGGAAGAAAUGAUUGUGUAAUUUUAAGAACUCGUGUAACUGUGUAUUGUACUCAAUGUUACUCGGUACAAUGUUUUCUGAGCUUGUGUCUGUAGUGUAGAAUUCAGUGCAACCUCAGUCGCAUUUCUUUUUUUUACAUUUAUACUAGGUACUAAUUUCGGAUGCCGAUUGCCGGAAAAAGCGAAUUGAUCUGCCUGCAUAAACAGAGUGCUUGAAUGAAGUGCCAGAAAUGAAAUUGUUAUGCAUUGCCUGCAGUGUUGUAUAUAGCCAAAUGGGAACAGUGAGUUUUUCUCUGUACUGUGUAUUCGCAAUACUUGAAGGGAGUAAUAAAUAUUAGCACUUAAUCAGA
This is a messenger RNA of Dermacentor andersoni, 1937 nucleotides long. Lineage: Eukaryota; Metazoa; Arthropoda; Arachnida; Ixodida; Ixodidae. The record is from RefSeq and is a predicted model, not a curated record.